This is a messenger RNA of Cryptomeria japonica (Japanese cedar), 2667 nucleotides long. RefSeq names its product LEAF RUST 10 DISEASE-RESISTANCE LOCUS RECEPTOR-LIKE PROTEIN KINASE-like 1.5. Gene Ontology annotation, molecular function: polysaccharide binding; ATP binding; protein kinase activity. Gene Ontology annotation, biological process: protein phosphorylation. The record is from RefSeq and is a predicted model, not a curated record. The coding region runs from base 448 to 2346 and encodes 632 amino acids. Lineage: Eukaryota; Viridiplantae; Streptophyta; Pinopsida; Cupressales; Cupressaceae. The transcript has 3 exons.
AACAACAGAAGAAAUCGCCACUGUAACUGUAAAUACUAGGACCACCAUCCUUGGUCUAAUGUGAUCGUGCAAAUCUCACCUAAUAUGAGGAAUUCAAGUUCUUAGAGUUCAAUGGGAAACCAGUUUCAAACAUGGGCAUAUAGAAUCCAGUUUUAUAGAAUGUAAUGGGAAAUCAUUUUUUUAUUUUGAAGGAGUCGUGGAUUCUCUUAUUGAUGAAUUAGUGCCGUGUCAUUGAAUUUGGAGAAGACUCUGAAGCAUGUUAGGUGAUACAGUUGGUUUGGAAGGUCGACUAUUUAUUCACUUGAGGUUGAUGUGUUUGAAAAAAUUACAUAAUCAAUUUUAUCAGUCAAGAAUGAAAAGACAACCACAAGGGUUGCAUUCUUCUCGUAUACACUAUCAUAUGAUGAAUCAUGAAACCAUAUUUGAAUAUUUUUUUUGCAUUGCAUCAUGCAAUCCCACAUUUUCCUCUGUUCUGUGUACCUGAUUUUAUUCUUCUGCAAAUGCUGCUGCAGCCAGGAUUCGGGCUACAACAACUGCUCAACUGCAGCACACUGUGGCAGCUUGGGAGUUAUCCCAUACCCAUUUUCAGUCUCACAUGGAUGUGGGCACCCUGGAUUUCUACUGCAAUGUCAUGACAAUAACACCCUGCUGCUGAAGGUCAAUCAAGGAGUCUAUAGAAUAUUGAGUUUUAAUGCAUAUUAUGACCUUUCCUCAAAAUUUAAGAGACCAACAGCCACCAUUGCUGAUGAAAAUCUGUUUAGAAGUCCUUGUGGUUUUCCAAAUACCACUUUCAAUUCUAGUGGUUCUAGGUUCAGCCUUACUCGUGAAGACUACAAGGAGAUAGCCAACUUGUUGCUUGAUUGUCCUGACAUUCAACAGUUGCAGAAUGUGUAUUCACCUUGCAAUAACAGCUGUGCUUUUUGUAGAGAGCAUCACUGUUAUUUUGCAUAUUCUUAUGAUAGUACCAAGCUCAAGAAAUUCACUAAACAAUGUAAUUUAAUCCAAGUUCCCUUGAAGAACAAUACGAGAGCUAAUAAGAAGCCAUUGCAUGAACUGUUAUUGGAAGGAUUCCAAGUGGAAUGGAACGCAAGUGAUGGGCACUUUGUCAAGUGCAAGGGUUGUUUGGAAACUGGUGGCCUAUGUGGAUACCAUUACAGAAACAGAUUUGUGUGCUACUGCCGCAAUGGUGCACAUUUGGACAAUUGCCAUACAGGAAAUAGGAUUGGUGGAGCAAAGUCCUCCGGACUCAAAUCUCAGAUGGGAGUGAUAAUAGGAGGUUGCAUCGGAUGCAUGGUUCUGAUAGCUAUAGCAGCAUCCUACAUGGUAAUCUACAGGACUAAAAGGGAUUCGUCUUCAAGCACCCAUAGCCUUCAUGCAGAUGAGAUGAAACGAGCAUUAUCAAGUUUGAAACUGCCAGUUUUCAUAUACAAGGACCUCGAAACAGCAACAAAUUUCUUCGAUGAGAGCAGACAAAUAGGAGAUGGAGCCUUCCAUUGUGUAUAUCAGGCCACAUUAGGGGAUGGACAAAUUGCUGCAGUGAAGAAACUGUAUCUGGAUAACUCAAUGAGUACAGAGCAAUUUGUGAAUCAUAUUAGAAUUCUAUCAUCUCUGUCACAUCCAAAUUUGGUUCGCCUUAUGGGCUUCUGUCAACAUGGGCAUGUUCUCCUUUUAGUCUAUGAUUAUGCCCCUAAUGGUACUCUAGCUGAUCAUCUGCAUGGAAAAAGGAGAACACCACAAGGGCUACCUUGGAAGACAAGACUAGAUAUAACUUUGCAAAUUGCAAGAGCAUUAGAAUAUCUGCAUUUUUCUCUUCGUCCACCUGUGUUUCACAGAGAUGUUAAGUCCAGUAACAUCCUUGUAGACAUGGACUUCAGGGUAAAAGUUGCUGAUUUUGGACUCUGCGGACUUUUGUCAACUGAAGCAUCCUGUGUGUCUACAAUUCCUCAUUUAACACCUGGUUGUCUUGAUCCUGAUUGCAAUGAACCCUGCCAACUUACAGACAAAAGUGAUGUAUAUAGUUUUGGGGUGCUGUUAUUUGAGAUAAUCAGUGGUAUGAAAGCAGGGGACAGUGCAAAAAGCAGACGGGAAGUUAACCUCGCAUGCCUGGCAAAGUCAAAGAUCCAAAGUGGGGCUGUACAUGAACUCAUCGAUCAAAGGAUUGGGAUUGAAUCUGAUCCCGUGAUAAAUGUAAUGGCUAGGAGGGUUUGUGAAGUGGGGUUUGCAUGCUUGGCAUUGAAGAAAGAUGAGCGGCCAGAUAUGAUGAAAGUUGUUGUUCAGCUUGAACAAGUCAGACGAAUAGGGUAUGGUUCAUCUGAGUUGUUUUAUACACACAAGGAUAAAACGUAGGCCUGGUUUCUGUGCAAAUCGAUUAAUAUCCUGGGUAAUCCCUGAUUUUGUCUGCUAGCUCUAAGAACUAAACUUCUAACCUGCUAGUUGCAUUGCAUGGUGUUUAGUUUAUUGUUGCUACAGGUGGAUUGGGGAUACCAUGAACUACUUUGCCAUUUUGACUACUUCUAGGAUUUUUUCUUUGUUUGUUUGUUUGUUCAAGUGCUCCAAAUGAUUGAAUCCGCCAUGUGUACCAGGAGUUUGUGGCAUCUAGUUGAUAUAUAUUAAUACCAGCUGAAAUGUCUCCAGUUAUAGAAUGAUCUUCUACGUUGAAUGCCCAGU